UCGGACUCAAGGUGAGUUUUGAACAGGAGCUGAUCAGCAGUCGUUGCUCGUAUGUUUUUGCUGUGAAUGAGCUGCAGUUGUGUUUCUGUCAGCUGUGAAUGUGAACAUCUCACACACGACGAGUGGAAGGGUCACGACAUCCGGAACACAACUGGACCCUGCAGGCGGACAGAGACACGACAGGAUGGCCAAUGUGCUGUGCCACAGAGCCAGGCUGGUCACUUACCUCCCAGGACUUCAUGUAUUGGUUCAUCGUGUGGCAGGAGCCAGAGCCUUCUCUAAUAUGGGUGAACCCCACGUAGCCAUCACUCCAUCUGACAUGGGACUGCGGACAGUGUGGCCUGAUGAGAGCAUGGGUCCUUUUGGGUCCCAGGACCAGCGCUUCCAGCUGCCUGGUAAUGUGGGCUUUGACCACCACCUAGAAGGACUAACAAAGCAGGAGGAGAGCCUGGCACACAAGAUGAUCCCUAAUGUGCUGUCAUCCCCGUCCACUAGUGAGAGACAUGAGUUCAUACUGACCCAGGUCAUUGGUGACUUUGAAAAAGAUGACUCAGCCUCCUGUCAGAGUGUCAUUAGAGCUGAACAGUACUUUGAUAACUCCAGUGUAGAGUGUGCUAUAGAGUCAUGCCCCGCGCUUCUACAGAAAGAUUUCCAUUCCAUGUUUCCUGAGGCUCCACCCUCUGGUAUGAUGGUGGUCACAGUGACCCAGAAAACCCAGAACAAUAUGACAUCAUGGUGUGCCGAGGUGGAGCAGGAGAGAGAGCAGAUGCUUGGCAAGUUUGUGGAUGGAGCCCAGGAUAUCUGCUAUGCCCUGAAGAGAGAAGGAUUCUGGGCUGACUUUAUCGACCCUUCCUCAGGCCUGGCGUUCUUUGGCUCGUACACCAACAACACACUGUUUGAGACCGAUGACCGGUACCGUCACCUGGGUUUCCAGAUCGAGGACCUAGGCUGCUGCAGAGUGAUCAGACACGCUUUGUGGGGGACACAUGUUUUUGUGGGGACAAUAUUUACUGACGCACCACCCAGCAGCCUCGUAAUGAAGAAGCUUCAGGGCAGAUGAGUAUGAGAUCAGGGACUGUGGGCUGCCAUUAAAGCUGUAUAAAACUGUCUGGACUGUUUGGUUCAUUAAUAACGCAAUGAAAACUUCAUAAACUGACUCCUCUGGAAUUUUCCUGUACAGCAUGUAUUGUAAUAGCUCAUAUUCAUUUAUAUUUAAAAAUUCAGAUGCCACAAGCAAAUGCUGCUCUAAUCACAAUGAGGUGUAUUAACUUCAUGUUUCUGUAACUGUUAAACUUUUAGGUUCAAAUCAGAACCUCUUAGCCACAUUUUGUCUCUACUUAUCUGAUUGUGCUGUCUGAACUAUCGUCCUAUUUUAUGCCCUGAUGUAAUACCAAUAUCAGUGGAGGAUUACUGAUAUACACAGUACACCCAACCAGUUUUAAAAAAGUACUUAAUAUAAUAUGAAAGGAAACGCUGAUACCUGCGCCAAAAGUGAAAUGUAAAUAAUAUGAUCAUGUGAGGGACUAUUUUUGUUUAUUUUGUCAAAUGAUGACCAAAAUUAUUAUGAAUGGAAGCUGAAGUAAUAUUAGUGUUUCAGGUAAUGUGUGUCGUGGCCUUUUCUUUUUUUAUUGUUUUGAACUGCCAUAUUACGGGGCUCAUCUUUGUGACUCGCAUUCAACAAUCCUGUUGCCUUUGGCUGAUUUAUUUUCACUUCAAAUUAACAAAACCCCUUCAUUUUAAUAAACUUAAAGGGGCAGGAAGCGAUUUUGGAUAAA
Molecule: messenger RNA, 1775 nt
Organism: Scophthalmus maximus (turbot)
Lineage: Eukaryota; Metazoa; Chordata; Actinopteri; Pleuronectiformes; Scophthalmidae
Gene: mmadhcb
Product: metabolism of cobalamin associated Db
Exons: 8
Coding region: 185-1060 (291 amino acids)
Biological process (GO): cobalamin metabolic process
Cellular component (GO): mitochondrion
Source: RefSeq, a predicted model, not a curated record